Molecule: messenger RNA, 2576 nt
Organism: Lacerta agilis (Sand lizard)
Lineage: Eukaryota; Metazoa; Chordata; Lepidosauria; Squamata; Lacertidae
Gene: ESAM
Product: endothelial cell adhesion molecule
Exons: 6
Coding region: 66-1298 (410 amino acids)
Biological process (GO): homophilic cell-cell adhesion
Cellular component (GO): plasma membrane; adherens junction
Molecular function (GO): cell-cell adhesion mediator activity
Source: RefSeq, a predicted model, not a curated record
CACCUGCUGCUCCUCUCGCUUUUCUCGUCGUCGCGCGUCGGGCGCCUCCUCGGGGAACGGGCGCGAUGGAGCCUCUGCCGCUGGCGUUGGGAUUGGCUGCGUUGCUGGCAGGCCUUUCUUGCAGUGCGCUGCAGGUCCAGGUUGGAACAAAGUCGGUGGUGGUGAUUCAAGGACAGCGGGCCAUCCUGCCCGUUUGGUAUACACCUGAGAGCACUGAGCAGCCCUUUGUUACAUGGCACCUUGAAAGGCCCCAUAAACAUUCACAGGUCGCCAUGGAAGCAGCAGCGGCCCGGCGAUGGAGUGCGCACGCACGACAUUUUGCGCAGACGCACUCCAUCGCGACGUCACAAUGCAACAUCACAACGCCCUGCCCCCAGGGGGUGCCUCCGUUUGCUGCCCCAGGUAGCGAGGAGGCUUCCUCCGCCCCUGCACACAGCGUCUGUAUGGGCGCCUGUAUGGGCAGCCGUGUGUGCACAGUCCGUUCAGAUGCCGUGCGUGUGUCACCGGGUGGUUCGCCCUGCCCCUCGGUGUUCCGCCCCGGCCUUGUUUCUGUUGUAAUUUUUGCAGACCGCAAGAGGGGGAUUCUGAGGCUAAACAACCUCACGGCGGGUAUGUCUGGAACCUAUUUCUGCAAUGCUUCCAGCGAUGCUGGCUCUUCCAGCUGCACCAUCGCCCUGGAGGUGUAUCCACCGAUCAAUGGAGCCAUGGUGGCUGGUGCCGUCAUAGGAGCCCUCAUUGGACUUGGCCUGAUCAUUUUGUUUCCACUUCAGAUGCUCUUCUACAGAAGGAAGAAGAAAGAAGCACAGGAGGAGAUGGCCAAUGAGAUCAAGGAAGAUGCUGUUGCCCCAAAGACUCUUUCCUGGGCGAAAAGUCCUGGCUCUGAUAUCGUCUCCAAAAAUGGCACCUUGUCCUCCAUGAACACGACCCGGGAUCACAAACUCUACCCGUCCAAGCCGCCCUCAGACACGGCCUCCAUCACCACAGCCACUGGCAGCACGGUGGGCUACAAGCCCCCUUUCAGCAACCACCGCAGCGGGACCCACACGCCGACGCCCAGCCUCUCCAGCCAGUCCUUGCCCCUCUACUUCCCACCAAUGGCAAACGGGGUCCAUUGCCACCACGCCAAUGUGCCAAUCCAUAGGAACACCCUCCACAGGACAAACGGGGCUCAGCCACAGGCCCCCCGACUACACGAGCCUGCCGCCCCCACCCAAGGGCUCACCUCCUCCACCCUGAGCCGCAUGGGGGCCGUACCCGUCAUGGUGCCUGCUCAGAGCCAAGCGGGAUCCUUGGUGUAAGGGCUUGGCAGCGCCCUCCAAGUGGUUCUAGCAAUCCCAUGCGAUGCAGAGAGGCUGGAAGCACUGGCUCUGGGAUGUCUGCCUGCCUGCCUGCCUGCCUGCCUUCAGAGCUCCUGGUCGAGGUUUUGCAGGUGUGUCCUUCGAAGGAGCAGUUUUCAAGGAACCGCCAUCAAUGAGACUUUGCAAGGACUUGUGAGACGGGCUUUUUUGUAACACCUUUCAGAACUCUUCCUCUUGGUGCCAGAGUUGUGUCCGAGAGCUCUCUUGGCAGCAGAGGCUGCAUCUACUCGAACAAAUACCAGAGGGUCUUUGCUUUGCUAUGCAGGAUGUGAUUCAUUCCUUUUUGUCUCUCUCUUAUUGGAGGAAGCAGCUGUGCUGGGAUUGGCUAUCUUCACUUGGAAAAAAUGUGCCAGGGCUGAUCUGAAACCUGCAGCCAGAGUGGGGUGCUUCCUUGCCCCCACCUUUCCUGGGAGCAGUCCAAAAGAAUUUGAGGGCAUUGGGUGCUCUGGAGGCGAUGGCAAAUAAAUAUUGCAGUUUAGGUUAAAGGGAAGAGGGGUGUGUGUUCUCUGAACUUGAAUUAGCGCGGGAAAGCUGCAGAACGACACCUCUCCUUUUUUUCAAGUUUCUAGACCAUGGGAGAUUCUUCAGAGUCAGAGGAGGGCGCUGUAGGAUAUCCAAUGUCUGGGGCACCUUUAGAUCAUUGGCCGCUCUGCAUAACUUGGCUGAAGCAGAAUGAAUUAGGCAAGCAAAGGAAAUGAAUGCACAUUAGUUUGGUUUGCAAAAUGUUUGCAGCUUGUCUCUUGCUGCAGAAUUAGUAUUAUCUCGGCACAGAGGACACCCAGCCCUGGACAAAGAGCUUCGGUAGUCCACUUUCUGUUCUGAAAUUGCUUAUAUUAUUAUUAUCAUCGGGAGUGGGGGAAUGGAAUGGGGUGUCUUUCAUAGUAUUCCAACCUUGUUGGCCAGUGUAGGUGCCACUCGAAAUAGCAAGAGCCCUCUGGCCACCUGCAGUUCCCAGUUAUUCAGAUAUGAAUGUUGGUGUGUCAAUUGGAUCAUUUUCUGUUCGCUAUCAAGAGUCCCUGGGAGGGGAGACCAGGCAGGUUAGGCUGAGAGCCUGUGAUUUGCUUUGUCACUGAGCAGGAAUCCCCCUGCACAAAAGUGGCCAGCAAAGGGAGGGAGGGUGCCCUUGGCUUUUCUGUUUGUUGCCAUAUAGGUGACCAACUAUUACUGCUAUUUUUAAAUAAGGAAAGAAAUGCAAGUUUUACAACUGCAAAUAGUGUU